Molecule: messenger RNA, 1557 nt
Organism: Fonsecaea multimorphosa CBS 102226
Lineage: Eukaryota; Fungi; Ascomycota; Eurotiomycetes; Chaetothyriales; Herpotrichiellaceae
Exons: 6
Coding region: 1-1557 (518 amino acids)
Molecular function (GO): NADP binding; N,N-dimethylaniline monooxygenase activity; flavin adenine dinucleotide binding
Source: RefSeq, a predicted model, not a curated record
AUGGGAGAUGCCACGCUGGCUGCCGCUCCUUCCGCCAGUGAUUCACAACCUAACCUUCCUGUAAAUGCACGAAAUGAUACUGUGCCAGAAGAUCGCCCAUUAGGCUUCAAGUGUGCGAAUCAAUAUCAGGGCCAGGGCAGGCAUAUCAGAAUUAUCAUCGUCGGGGCAGGGAUCAGUGGGAUUGCCGCCGUCAAAAUCUUUAAGGAGACUUUCGCAGAUGCAUCGGUAGAGCUGGCGAUCUACGAGAAGAACCAUGACGUGACCGGAACCUGGCUGGAGAAUCGAUAUCCGGGAUGCGCUUGUGAUGUGCCAGCACAUGCCUACACCUUCAGUUGGGAAGGGAAUCCGCAGUGGUCGCGCGCAUACGUAGGCAGCUUGGAGCUCUAUGAGUACUUCAAAGGCCGUGCCGUGGCAUAUGGUGUCGACAAGUUCGUCAGACUCAACAGUUUGGUGAAGGAGGCUGUCUGGAAUGAAAUCAGUGGCAAGUGGGAACUGAAGAUCGAAGACUUGGUAUUGGGAACCACCUUCUCUGAUGAAGCUGAGGUUUUGAUCAAUGCUGCUGGAUUUCUCAACAAAUGGAAAAUGCCCGACAUCCCUGGUCUAUGCGAUUUCAAAGGGAAACUGAUCCAUUCUGCACAAUGGGAUGAGAAGUAUCCCCUCGAGGACAAAGUUAUCGGCAUCAUCGGUUCAGGGUCUUCUGCCAUCCAGAUAAUCCUCCAAAUCCAACCAAAGGUCAAGCAUAUGACAUCUUUCAUCCGGUCCUCUACGUGGAUUACACCCGAGUUUGCCGCUGAAUUUGCUCCCGAAGGGCGCACGGCUUUCUUUUCCGAACGGCAGAAGGACGAAUGGACUCACAAUAAAGACGAGUUCUUGGCAUAUCGAAAGAAAGUCGAAUCGACAAUGAACAAGUUCUUCGACAUGCAAUUCAAGGACUCGAUUCUCCAGAAAGAUGCCUAUGAAAAUUUCCGCAAGACCAUGCGAGAACGAAUGUCGAGAAAGCCCGAGAUCGCUGAUAUUCUAAAAUUGACAUGUUUGAUACAAAAUAGUCCUAACUUUGCUGUUGGCUGCCGAAGGGUAACACCUGGCCACGGCUACCUUGAAGCACUUACAGAAGACAACGUCACUGUCCGCAGCGACGGAAUCGUCUGUGUUACUGAAGACGGUGUUCGAAUGGGCAAGGGCGAUAGCAUCAGGCUGGAUGUCCUGAUUUGUGCUACCGGCUUCGACACAAGUUUUCGACCACCAUUUCCUCUAAUUGGGAGAGAAGGCCGCGAUCUCCGCGACGAGUGGAAGGUCGAACCGAGAUCAUACUGCUCUAUUGCUGCUCCCAACAUGCCUAAUUAUUUUAUUAUAAGCGGACCUAAUUUCCCCCUGGCGAACGGGUGCCUGAUCCCCUGUCUCGAGACAAACAUCAAGUACGCCUUCGCAGCCGUACAAAAACUGCAACACGACUCCAUCAAGGCCCUGGUACCAAGCCUGCAAGCAAUAGACGAUUUCCAGGAGUUCAAGGACGCGCUCAUGGAAGACCUGGUGUGGACUGACCAUUGUGUUUCUUGA